Messenger RNA from Metarhizium brunneum ARSEF 3297, 717 nucleotides. The record is from RefSeq and is a predicted model, not a curated record. Lineage: Eukaryota; Fungi; Ascomycota; Sordariomycetes; Hypocreales; Clavicipitaceae.
AUGGCUCCCAUCUCAAGCUACGCAUACACGCCCAUCCCCGUCAACUUGGACCAUGGAAAGUCUGAGCCAUAUCAUUUACAGGAAGGGUUGAACGAGAAUAGCACUUCAGAUCUUGAACUAAGAGACCGACGACGGCAACUUUUCCUGGUCGUUUUGACCUCGCUGUCUUUACUAUGUCUCAUGAUCUUGAGCAUGGCUCUGGGGCACCUUACUGUCACCAACUCCGACUGCGGCAGACAGCUUUCCACUUGGUCACCGGCAUUCGAAGCUGUCGAGUAUUACCAAACGACAUUUGAGGGAGAAUUUCUGGCUCCGUCAGUCUGGCGAGGCCCGCCCUUUCCAGAAUUGGAUGAAGCAUGGAACCGCAUCUCCAUACGAGGCACGGGGAGCUUGAGAAUCGCAAAAUACGAUCUUUCACGGCUCAACAAAUCAGCCGACGCGGAAAUUACUGCCGGCUUCGGAGACGGUACGAAUGAUGUACAAGUUUUGCUGGAGGUCUUCCAUCAGCUCCACUGUCUGGUGUGUCUGUCGUCAGAUUUUCCCCCUUCAAGCUCAAUGCUUACAAGAGUCAUGUUACAGAAUGAAAUCCGCAAGCACACCUGGCCUGAAUACUACAAGUUUGACGCGCCGCCCAAGGUAGAGCGAGCGCACCUCGGUAUGCCCAUCACCAUCUUCAAGUCAAGCCUUGAUGCACCUAAGCUAACAGCUAUGUGUUGA